AUGAGGAGCUCAACACUCAUUGUCUUCGGCCUACUUCUUGUUCUCCUUAUUGUCUCAGACCUAGGGUCGGCAGCUAAUGUGAAGUAUAAGUACCACUACGCCGCGAAAGGAGGCAAGUACUCCUACAAGUGGCACAAGAAGAACGGCAAAACCCAGUAUCAUGCUCAGGGUGUCGCCGGAGGUGUUGCCGGUCAUGGAUCGGGAGUGCGUAAAGUCGAUCGCAGCGCCAAAGCACCCAAGGCGUAG
Molecule: messenger RNA, 246 nt
Organism: Hydatigera taeniaeformis
Lineage: Eukaryota; Metazoa; Platyhelminthes; Cestoda; Cyclophyllidea; Taeniidae
Source: the annotation of a GenBank genome assembly